Messenger RNA from Macrosiphum euphorbiae (potato aphid), 1266 nucleotides. The record is from the annotation of a GenBank genome assembly. Lineage: Eukaryota; Metazoa; Arthropoda; Insecta; Hemiptera; Aphididae.
AUGUACUCGAAAGGCAAGGGUUCGUCAGUGCCGUCGGACGCACAAGCCAGAGAAAGGUUAGCGCUUUAUGUUUACGAAUACCUAUUGCACACAGGCGCCUCCAAAGCGGCGCAAACGUUCCUCAGCGAGAUUCGCUGGGACAAAAACAUCACUCUUGGUGAGCCGCCCGGGUUCCUCAGCUCUUGGUGGUGCGUAUUUUGGGAUCUGUACUGCGCGGCGCCCGAACGCCGUGACAACUGCGAACAUUCCAGCGAAGCCAAAACAUUCCACGACUAUGGUUUCGUAAAUCCGACCAAUUACAACCCCGGUGGCGUCAAUGGCAUUGGACACAACACUGGACCGUCCCCAGGGCCGAUGGGCCCGAUGCCACCCAACAAUUCAAUCCCUCCCGGACCCGGAAUGCCUCCAAGUUUUUUCAACAACUCAAACAUGAGACCGUCACCCACUCAUCCUGUAUCACAAUCAAGCCCUCAUCCGCCACCCAAUGCUCCCCACAAUCAAAUGAUGAAUCAGCCUUUCAUGGGCCCUAGGUAUCCUGGUGGACCUCGGCCCGGUGUAAGAAUGCCACCUCAUAUGCCUAAUGAUUUUAAUAGCCCAAACCAACCCAUGAUGAAUAAUAUGGAUAUUAUGCGUCCUGGACCGCCAGUAAUGAAUCCUAGAAUGAAUCUAUCGCGGGGUGGCUAUGGACCUCCAAUGCGAGGAAUGCCUCCUGGUAAUGUUAUGGGCCCCGGCCCUGGCCCUGGAAUGCAUCCUGGCAUGGGCAUGGGUCCAGUUGGUCGACCUCAAUGGACACCGGGUAAUCCAAAUCAUCCGAUGGGUUAUUCAUCUUCAUCACCUGGAAAUUACCCUCAAGGCCCCCCCGGUCCUGGUACACCAUUGAUGGCGAGUCCUCAAGAUUCAAACUCUGGUGGUGAAAAUAUGUACACAAUGAUGAAAUCUGUACCUGGCGGUAGUAUGCCAGGUGAAUUUUCAAUGGGAAAUCCUGACUCUGCAGGACCAUUAGGUCCAAUGGGACCAAAUUCAAUGGGACCUGUAAUGAAUGGUGAUGGUAUUGAAGGUAUAAAACGAUCUCCACCUGAUGGGCCGAGCACACCAAGAGAUGAUAGUGGUAGCGGUAUGGGUGAUUAUAACCUAGGAGGAUAUGGCGGACCUGUGGACAACGAUCAAAAUGAAUCUGCGGCAAUAUUGAAAAUUAAAGAAAGUAUGCAGGAAGAAGCAAAAAGGUUUGAAAAAGAUUCUGACCACCCAGAGUAUUACAUACCAUAA